This is a messenger RNA of Hippopotamus amphibius kiboko, 1186 nucleotides long. RefSeq names its product cAMP-regulated phosphoprotein 19-like. NCBI's taxonomy places the organism in Eukaryota, Metazoa, Chordata, Mammalia, Artiodactyla, Hippopotamidae. Gene Ontology annotation, cellular component: cytoplasm. Gene Ontology annotation, molecular function: protein phosphatase inhibitor activity. The transcript has a single exon. The coding region runs from base 89 to 427 and encodes 112 amino acids. The record is from RefSeq and is a predicted model, not a curated record.
GCGGGCCUGAGGCGGCGCGGCGGCCGGGCGGCCUCGGCCACCCGGUAAUCGCUUCUCUUCCCGGCGUCUCGUCCGCAGAGGGAGCAGGAUGUCCGCGGAAGUCCCCGAGGCAGCCUCCGCGGAGGAGCAGAAGGAAAUGGAAGACAAAGUGACUAGCCCAGAGAAAGCUGAAGAAGCAAAAUUAAAAGCAAGGUAUCCUCAUCUGGGACAAAAGCCUGGAGGUUCAGAUUUUUUAAGGAAACGAUUACAGAAAGGGCAAAAAUAUUUUGAUUCUGGGGAUUACAACAUGGCUAAAGCAAAAAUGAAGAACAAGCAACUUCCUACUGCAGCCCCGGAUAAGACAGAGGUCACUGGUGACCACAUUCCCACUCCACAGGACCUUCCUCAACGGAAACCAUCUCUUGUCACUAGCAAGCUGGCUGGCUGAUUAAAAGAGCUGAACUGCAUGAAUCUUCUAAUUCCCAUUAUUUCUCAUUAACAUGUUACUUCUCCACUUUUUAUUUCCUUUCACUCACUAAGUCAUUUGAGAGUGGUGGCUUUGCAGGUAGCGGGUAGUGUGUGCUGCUAUUGUAAGGGAAUAUACAUGUGUAGAGUUUUGAUUAGUUUAACAGUGCACUGAUGAAGAGAACAUGUUAGAGCAACGUAAAGUAAUCUACUUGAAAAUAAUUGUAUAUAUUACCUAACUCCUAGUGUAGGGCUGAUUCCAACAAGUAACAAGCAAGUUUUACAGUUUUAAUGUUUUGGCUUUCUUUAAUUCAUCUUAAUUAUAGCUUUGUGUGUUACUCUUAUUUAAUAUAACCUCUGUUGUAUUGAUUUCUUCUGUGUUUUCCUUUUGGAUUUUGUAAAAACAGAAGUUUAAGACCACAAGUUAGAAGAAAGGUCAUAUAUUUCAAACACAAAUAGAUGGGGCUUCAAAAGAUUUGUAUCCUGUGCUUGAACUUGAAUGGCCUUAAAUCUGUUUCAGCUUUAACAAUAGAAUUUUACUUGGGCAAUAUUUGCCCAUUCUGGUGUAACUUUUGUGACUCUAGUGCUUAACCGCUGCUGUUGAAGCUAGUGUUCUUAUUCAGUUCUGUGGUGUUAGAAUCUCUUUUGUUGUUGAAGAUGUGAAUGAAGUGUGCAUGUGCAUCGCCUGUUGAAUUCACUUUUGUGCCAUUUUGUAAAUACAAUAGUUUUGCACAACCUCUCA